This is a messenger RNA of Ceutorhynchus assimilis (cabbage seed weevil), 2789 nucleotides long. The record is from the annotation of a GenBank genome assembly. NCBI's taxonomy places the organism in Eukaryota, Metazoa, Arthropoda, Insecta, Coleoptera, Curculionidae.
GGGGCCUUUGCUCCUACAUUUCAAAUUAAAAUGAACCAAUUUGGCUAAUUAAUAACGGUAACAUUAAAUACCUAAUCCAUUGAUUUUUAUCAGCCAAGCCAAAAACAAAAAUGUAAACAUAUCCCAGUAGUGAGUCUUUGUUAGUUGAGCACAAUGUCUGGGGGAGAGAAAAAGAAAAAGGCCACCCGUUCGCAGGGCUGGGAAGAGGCGGGCUCGGAAUUCUAUCAGGAAAACUAUCCAGGUGAUAGAGACAUUGAAGUACUUUGGAAGGACCCCAAAAGAUUGGCUACUUUGCUGCCAAGCAAACAAACAAGAGCUGUUGCUGCUACAAUUCGUUUAAGAACCAAUGAUACAAGAACCAACAAAAGCACAGUUCGUCGAUACACUGCCAACAGAUCGAGGAGUCGCAGAGAUUCUGCUACUGUGCAACGUCGAGCGUCUACAAUAGGCGGUGAAGUACAGGUUUCAAUGCUGCCCGAUUUGUCAGAAAUGAGGUCUAAUGAAGAAACUGCCUGGGACGAAAUAAUGAAAAUUAAAGAGUUACCGAUACCGAUGUGGAAAAAGAGGGAGGAAAAAGCGAAAAUAAUGAGCGAACAACACCUAAGACUUCAAGGCUUCGAACAAUUCAAAUGGAAACGCAAAAAGGCCUGGCAACAUUUCACCACAAGACUGACAGAGUCCUACCACAAAAUCGAACUGUGGCGCCGCGACCUCAAGCAUAUAGAAGGCCACUUUGGUACCGGAGUAGUAGCCUUUUUCCGUUUCAUCAAGUGGCUAUUUUUCCUCAAUUUGUCCAUAACAUUAUUGGUGGGGGCAUUUGUGGUAUUCCCCGCCUUUUAUUUUGAUGACAGAUCAAUUAAUUGCGAAUUGCAGCCUUCAACAUGCUACAAGCAGUACUACUGCAAUAUUAAUAGUAGCUCGAAUUUGGCUUUGAGUAUUAUACAAGGUACUGGCCAGUUGGAAAGUACACCGCUGUUUUACGGGUACUAUCAGAACAAAAUUCACAGCUACACUUUGUUCAAUACAAAUAUGUAUUAUAAUCUUCCUUUAGCUUAUAUUUUGAUAACUUUGGUGUUAUUUUUAGUGUCAUUGAUAGCUAUAGUACGUACAGGGGCCAAAGGGUUUAGGGAGCGAUUAGUGCAAGGCGAAGGUCAGUUUUAUCAAUAUUCCAAUUUGAUUUUCGGGGGUUGGGAUUUUUGUAUACACAACGAAAAAAGCGCUAGAAUAAAGCACAAAGCUUUACACAGUGAGCUUAAGAGUUUAUUGGAAAUCGAACGGUUAGAAGACGAGAGACAAAGUAGAACCAAACAGGAACGAUGGCGGAUUUUUUUUCUGAGGUUUUUGGUCAAUACGAUUGUUUUAGCUGUUUUGGUUCUUAGCGGCUGUGCUAUUUAUUUUGUUUUCAGAUACUCGAAUCAGCAUACUGAAACUAAUAAAAUGCUUCGGUUGUUUUACGAGUUCUUACCGUCAAUGUGUAUAGUGGCCCUAAAUAUUACUGUGCCAUUUAUAUUUCAGUUUUUGUUGUCGUAUGAGCACUAUAGUCCUCUAGUGCAAAUAAGAAUGGCUUUGAUUCGGACUGUAUUUUUACGAUUAGCUUCAUUGAUAGUGUUUUAUUUUUCUAUGUAUAGUAAAAUACGUUGCGAUAGUGGAGGGCUUAAUACUAGUAACGAGUGUAGUAAUUGUGCUGGUAGGCCUGAUUGUUGGGAAACUUUUGUGGGACAGCAAAUUUACAAAUUGCUCUUAACUGAUUUUGCUAUACAAUUAGGCAUAACGUUUUUGGUCAAUUUCUGUAGGGCCUUUUUAGCCAGGCAUAUAAAUAAUCGGUUUUUUAAGUUUAUUGGAGAACAAAGCUUUGACUUACCAAAGCACGCUUUAGAUGUAGUGUAUAUACAAACUUUAUGUUGGGUUGGGGUGUUUUUUGCUCCAAUAAUCAGUGUGAUGUCUUCUUUAAUAUUUUUCGUCUUGUUUUAUGUUAAAAAGUUUGCUUGUUUGGUUAACAGUAAGCCUAGCGGUAAUGUUUACAGAGCCUCUAAGUCUACGUCAAUGUUUAUGGCUGUAAUGCUGUUUUCUUAUCCAGUAGCUCUAGCCCCUAUAGCUCUUAUUAUUUCUGAAAUACGCCCGAGUUCUUCGUGUGGUCCCUUUCAAACAUUAGACACCAUUUGGUCGUUGAUUAAUAACACUUUUAUCGAUACACCUACUUUAGUGCAAAAUUUCGUUAAUUUUCUAGUCACUCCAGCAUUUACUAUUCCAUUGUUUAUUAUUUUAAUUUUACUUUUGUAUUAUUAUACUUCGGUUAAUUCUGCCAACAGACACAUGGUGACUGUGCUCAAAAAUCAGCUUGUUUUAGAGGGACACGAUAAGAAAUUUUUAAUUGAUCGCCUCUUGAUGUUUAUUAAGCAAGAAAAUGAUAAAAGAGCCAGGCUUGCCAAUCAUAUGAUGGAUGGAGAUACAAUAACCAAUGCUAGUAGUAUUCAGUCUUAAAUAUUGUAAAUAUUUUUCCAUUUUGCUUUUCUCAUCCAUAUAUGAAUGUGAUAUAUAAGUAUAGUCACCCAUUUUUUUUAUAUACAAAUUAAUAUUUAGUAGAUUAUUAGGUAUCAAAAACGUUUUUUUUUUUUUGUUAAGUCCAUCCACUUAAAUGUGUAAAUAUUUACCAAUGUCCAAAAUUAUUAAGCUCAAAACCCUCAUGAAAUCAAGCGCUUGACGUCCAUAAUCCAUAGUUUAACCCUUCCAUUAUCCUGUUGAGAAGUUUUCUUCUUUUUGUGAUAUUUUCAAUUAUUUAUUUUUAAUAA